AUGAGAAAUUUUCCUGAUCAUUUUGCAUGCCUUCGUAAGUUGGAUAUGAGCAUUUGUCACGAGCUGUCAAACCUAACAAGUCUGGUAGAAAAGUGUACCUCUCUUAAGAAUCUGGAAAUAAGCAACUGCGACAAACUUAGAUCCCUUUCAUUAUUUGGAUUGACAUCCAUCCAGAAAUUGUUAUUUAGUUCGCGUGGUGGUAAAUUAACAUCAACGAGCCUGCAUAGUGGACCAGAAUUGUACGGCCGAGUUUCUCUUAAGGAGUUGUCCAUAAAAUGUCCACAUCUUGAAAAUUUGGAAAUAAGUUGCUGCAGUAGUCUGAUAGCCAUUUCAAUUCACGGUGCAACGUCCCUUCGAGGAUUGAAGAUUAGUUCAUGUGGUGGAUUAAGAUUAAUGGACCUGCAAAGUCUACCAGAAUGCUAUACCCCUCUACAGGUGUUGUCUUUAAGGUCGUGCAAAAGUCUGGAGUCAAUUUCAGGUUUACACGAAUGCACAUCCUUUCGUGAAUUGAUCAUUGAAGAUUGUGAUGGACUAAAAACUUGUGGAUCGAGUGGGCUUGAAUCUUGUACUUCUAUCCGUGCGCUGCGUGUCCACGAUUAUCAACAACUGGGGCAGUAUUCAAGUUAUGGGGUAGACAUGUCUCUUAUUGAGGAGCUGACCAUUUAUAACUGCCCUAAGCUAAUAAGCAUUUCAAAUCACGGUCUGACGACCCUUCGGAAACUGGUACUUAUUGCAAGUUAUGUACCGGAAUUGUCUAUCGUCAGUAGUACUAGAGUGGAGGAGUUGUAUAUACAGGAUUGUACAUCCCUUGGUUCACUGUGUAUCGACAAUUGUGAAAGGCUGAGGCAUGUUUCGGUUGAUGGGCUAGGAACACUCAUUAUUCUUGACGAGUUGACUAUAAGGAAUUGUCCUAGUCUAACAUCCAUUUCAAUCGCAGCAUGUCUCAGGGAAUUGGUGAUUGAGGGUUGUGAGAAGCUUUCGAGCUUGCCGAGCGGGUUGAAGCAUUGCAACGCACUUGAGAGAUUGAAAAUAAGUGGUAGCCGAAACUUGGUAUCCAUUCCAAUUUCAGAUGUAUUCCCGCCAUCCCUUGGUCAAUUUGUAAUUGAAGAUUGUGCUCAACUAUCAAGCCUGCCAGGCCAUCAUGAGUCUCUUGAGGAGUUGAAUAUAGUGAAUUGCCCUAUGCUAAGAUGGAGUUCAGUUGCCGAUGAGGGGAGGAGUCUGACCGCCCUCCGGAGAUUGGUGAUUGAGGGUUGUGAGAAGCUUUCAAGCUUGCCGAGUGGGUUGAAACAUUGCAACGCACUAGAGAGAUUGAAAAUAAGUGGUAGCCGAAACUUGGUAUCCAUUCCAAUUUCAGAUGUAUUCCCGCCAUCCCUUGGGCAAUUUGUAAUUGAAGAUUGUGCUCAACUAUCAAGCCUGCCAGGCCGUCAUGAAUCUCUUGAGGAGUUGAGUAUAGUGAAUUGCCCUAUGCUAAGAUGGAGUUCCGUUGCCGAUGAGGGGAGGAGUCUGACCGCCAUCCGGAGAUUGGUUAUUGCAAGUUGCAGCGGACCAGAAUUGAACAUUGACUCUAUCAGCACUCUUGAGGAGAUUUCUUUACACGAUUGCACAUCCCUUGGCAAACUGAGAAUACAGGAUUGUCAGAAUUUAAAGGCUCUUCCCAGUUUAGACAACCUCACAUCCCUCGGUAAUUUGAGUAUUAUGGGAUGUGAUGGAUUGACAGGUCUGCCGAGUGGGCUCUCAUCCUGCACAUCUCUUGUCCACUUGGAAAUUCGAAGGUGCAAAAAUUUGAUAUCUCUGGCAGAUGUCGACGUAACUAGCUUGCAAUCUCUUUCCAGUUUAUCAAUAUGGCAUUGUGCGAAAUUACAAUACUUGCCGACGGGUCUACGUACUCUGACUAGUUUGAAUAGCUUGUAUAUUGGUGGAUUCUGGAAGGAGCUCGAUUCUUUCCCAGUUGCGCAAAUUCCAUCAUCACACAAAUUAGUAUUUUGCGGGUGGCCUAAGCUCAAGUCUCUCCCUCAAGUAAUUAACCACUCCACUAGUCCAGUAACAGAGUUGGAAAUAGAUGAUUGCGAUGGGCUGGAGACUCUUCCAGAGUGGUUGGGCGACAUUACAUCUCUCGACCGACUAAAUAUUUACAAUUGCAAGAAUCUCAAGUCUCUGCCUUCUGCCCAAGCUAUGCAACGCCUCACCAAACUAGAAAAUCUACUGAUUGCGAUGUGUCCCUUUCUGAAGAAAGCAUGCGCCAGGGGUACCGGCAGAGAGUGGCCCAAGAUUUCUCAUAUUCCAAAUAUCACAACCAGCGUCCAGAUUCAAGACCAAUCCAACUUCUCACUUCCAACACUUAGGAACAUGAGGAGGUCUGCAUUUUCAGCGCUGAGCCGGAAGGGAGGGCAUUGUUCGAAUUCCCUCGUGUAA
This is a messenger RNA of Pyrus x bretschneideri (Chinese white pear), 2412 nucleotides long. Its product is annotated as putative adenylate cyclase regulatory protein. The coding region runs from base 1 to 2412 and encodes 803 amino acids. Lineage: Eukaryota; Viridiplantae; Streptophyta; Magnoliopsida; Rosales; Rosaceae. The transcript has 2 exons. The record is from RefSeq and is a predicted model, not a curated record.